ACAAGGACAACCACCCUAGCAGCAUGAAUUCACACAAUAGAAGAGAGUUAUGAGAGACACUCAGCUAUGUACCACUUAUGCGCUCACUAGUCAGUCACGGUGUAAGUUUUUGUGUGUGUUAAAGCUGUGUAUAGCUGGCUAAGAUAGCUGAUAGCUAACAGUUUUCUAGCCUAUAACCUCUGUUGUUGACAAGCGGCGUUCAAGUACCUGUGGAGUUUACAGCAACCGCCUGGCAAACAAGCUGCAGCCAUGGGGUUGGUGAAAAGCUUCUGUGAGGCCAAUACCUCUAUCUCCCACACCUGGGUGGAUGAAGGCAUCGCCCCCUGCUUCUACUUCACACUGGUCCCUUCAGUCCUUCUCACCAUCGCCUUUUUCCUCGGCACCAUCCACUGCAUAUGCUUUCAGAAGUAUGGCACAGCAAUGGAACCCAAGUUUAUCCCUCGCUCUCGCCUCUAUGGCCUCCAGCAGGCCAUCUCCAUCCUUCUCCUUGUCCAGUUUCUGAGUGGGUUAGUGUGGCAGGCUGUGACUGGAGCAGAGCUCCCAGGCUAUGUGGUGCUGUAUGGCUGCUUUUCUGCACUGGGCUGGGUCUGGGCUAUUGCUUUGCUCAAGGUGGAGAGACGGAGGGUCUUGGUGAUGGACCGGACCAGGGGCCACAGUGCAGCCCUACUGCUGUUUUGGGCUGUGGCUUUCUCAGCUGAGAACCUGGCUUUCGUCUCCUGGUACAGUCCUCAUUGGUGGUGGAGCCUUGAGAAUAACAAACAGCAGGUGCAGUUUGCUCUGUGGCUGAUGCGCUAUGUUGGCACGGGGCUGCUCUUCUUCAUUGGUCUCAAAGCUCCCGGGUUGCCACGGAGACCAUACAUGCUACUGAUAAAUGAAGAUGAGCGGGAUGUAGAACAGAGUGGUCAGAGCCUGCUCGGUACAACAGACGAGAACCAGUCUACUUGGCAGGGUUUCUGGAAGAAGGUCCGCCUGCUUUUGCCAUAUAUGUGGCCCCGAGGCAACCUCUUCCUCCAGAUUCUGGUCAUCUUCUGUUUGGGGCUGCUGGGAGUCGAGAGGGCUAUCAAUGUCUUUGUACCAAUUUACAACAAAAAUAUUGUGAAUCAACUGACUGAUGGCAGCAGUUGGCACACUCUGGCCACUACAGUGGUCACCUAUGUCUUUCUCAAGUUUAUGCAGGGCGGAGGAGCAGGUGCAUCUGGGUUUAUCAGUAACUUGCGCUCCUUCCUGUGGAUCCGGGUGCAGCAGUACACCAACCGCGUGGUUCAGGUGCGUCUGUUUGCCCACCUGCACUCCCUCUCCCUGCGUUGGCAUCUGGGCCGCAAAACCGGCGAUGUGUUGAGAAGCAUUGACCGCGGCACCUCCUCCAUUAACAGCCUGCUCAGCUACAUAGUGUUCAGCAUCUUCCCAACCAUUGCUGACAUCGUCAUUUCCAUCGUUUACUUCAUCACCUAUUUCAACGCAUGGUUUGGCCUUAUUGUCUUCAUCUGCAUGGCCCUGUACCUCACUCUGACCAUCAUCAUCACUGAAUGGAGAACCAAGUACAGACGAGACAUGAAUCUGCAGGACAACAAUGCCAAGACCAAGGCUGUGGACUCUUUGUUAAACUUUGAGACGGUAAAAUACUACAAUGCAGAGAACUAUGAGGUUGGCCGUUAUGAGGAUGCCAUCUUAAAAUAUCAGGCGUCAGAGUGGAUGACCCAGGCAACCCUGGCCUUCCUCAACCAAACACAGAACUUAAUCAUCGGAUCAGGCCUGCUGGCUGGCUCUCUGCUCUGUGCCUACUUUGUGACUGAAGGAAAAUUUCAGGUUGGAGAUUAUGUUCUCUUUGGUACUUACAUCAUCCAGCUGUACACCCCCCUCAACUGGUUUGGCACCUACUACAGAAUGAUCCAGAAUUCGUUCAUUGAUAUGGAAUGCAUGUUUAAACUUUUUGAAGAAGAGGAAGAGGUGAAAGAUGAAGUAAAUGCAGGAAAUCUUCUCUACAAACUAGGAAAAGUGGAGUUUGAGAAUGUUUACUUCAGCUACACAAAUGGCAAGGAGAUCCUCAAGGAUGUUUCCUUCACUGUGCUGCCUGGACAGACAGUUGCAUUGGUGGGACCAUCAGGGUCUGGAAAGAGCACUAUCAUUCGACUUAUCUUCCGUUUCUAUGACAUUCAUGGAGGCUGCAUUCGCAUUGAUGGCCAGGAUAUAUCAAAAGUGAAGCAGACAUCUCUGCGAGCUCAUAUUGGCGUGGUUCCCCAGGAUACUGUGCUUUUCAACAACACUAUCCAGGACAACAUUCGCUACGGUCGCAUCUCUGCUAGCGACCAGGAGGUGGAGGAGGCUGCAGUCGCUGCUGAUAUCCAUAGUAAAAUCAUGACUUUCCCUGAAGGUUAUGAUACUCAGGUGGGUGAAAGAGGUCUGAAGCUGAGUGGAGGAGAGAAGCAGAGGGUGGCUAUAGCCAGAACUAUCCUCAAAGCGCCACAGAUCAUCCUGCUGGAUGAGGCCACAUCUGCGCUAGAUACACAGACAGAACGCAACAUCCAGGCCUCACUGGCUAAAGUCUGUGCUAACCGUACAACAAUUGUUGUAGCUCACAGGUUGUCUACCAUCAUCGGAGCAGACCAGAUUCUGGUUAUCAAUGAUGGUCGGAUUGCUGAGCGAGGGGGACAUGAGGAGUUACUACUGAAGGGAGGCCUGUAUGCAGACAUGUGGAUGAAUCAGCAACAAGCCAUGGAUGUGGAUUCUGCAUCAGACACUGAAGCCAAAGACCGCAAGUCUGAGAAACUGCAGCCACCAUCAGCCUCUUCAGGCCACCAGGGCCACUGAAUGUAUAUUGUUUUGUUUCGUUUUGUAAGAGAACUCUACAAUUUAUAUACCCCUCACCUUUUAAAGUUGAUAAAUGAUUUCAGCAUCAUGGAACACUCAGUUAUGUUAAAAACAUUUUGUGUUAUUAUAUUUUUUUAGGUUUAAAACUGAAUGUGCAAUGAGAAUUCAAAGAGACAAGAUAUUCUGCCUUAAAAACUGAGCAACAAACACUCCUGAAGAGUAUACAUUUAUAAAAGACAUUCGUCUUUAUCCACAAAGUUAAACCCAAGGUUUUCAAGUAGGAAUAGGAGCAAACAUGUCAUACUAUUACCACAGUAUAAAAAGCAGAUACAGAUACUUAUUAUGGCUUUAAUCUUUUUUGAAGAACUACAUAAUGACACUGACUGAAAACAUGUUGGCUCAUGGCUUCUUCAGGAUGACACCCUGAAGUGUUUAAAUUUGUAGAUCCUGAAGUUGUUGGAAUAUUAUUAUUGAUAUAAUAUUUUGUUGGUUUUAUUAUUAUUGUUAGUAGAAGGAGUUAUGCCAUCUUUUUAAAUUAUGUAUGCCCUUAUACUUUUUUAAUACAUUUUUAUUUAGUUUAAGCUGUCUGGUUGUCUGUGAACUGGCAAUUUAUUUCCCCAUCGUACCUUUAAAAUAAUCUAUGACCUGGGUCUUAAAUUAUUUAAAGAUACAAAAGGGAACAGUGCAAGAAGUAAGGGAAUAAAAGACUCUUAUUAGAGGCUGAACACAGCAUCUUGUGUAAUUGAGAGGCUAAUGAUUGAAAACUGAAUAAUAUAUGAAUGACAAUAGAUCUGUAUACAAACUGUCAGGAACUUUGUUUUAAUUUUCUACAUCUUUGGUAGUUGGUUUCUGAGCUCUGCUGUUAUUUAUGUAUGUCUAGAUUUGAUCAUUAAGAUAAUGUGGGGUCUGUUUAUCUGAUUGCUGUGUCCUCUAAAUUGUUGUUAAGGAUUAAUGAAUACACAAUUUAAGAGGAAAUAUGGCAAUUGUGUGAAUUUUUAAAAAACCUUUUUAGAUGCACUGAUUCACACAAAUGCCUAAACUCCAUGUCUGCCUGUUUUCUGCAGCUCUAGAAAAGAGACCUUUCUUAUAUCAGGCAUUUUAAGUUGUUAUAUGGAUAUAAUUGAGGCAUCAAUAAAGUUAUAGAUCUGUGUUUCUCCUGCAAUAACAUGUUAAAUGUCUGACAUGGAAAAUGUACCAUCAAACUAAAUAUCCUGCAGUAAUACAACCAUAAUUCUCAUCAGAUGUAUUUACAAGUAUAUACAGUAAUACAAUCAAUUUUUGAAUUAUAAUUUUAUUUCUUAAAUCUACCUCAAAGAAUGGUAUUGUUCAUUAUUAUUACAAUUUGUAAAUAUUUUGUUUUGUCUUGACUUAUAAACAAUAAAGGUGUUUCCAGGUGUUACAGUUUGUAAAAUAAAAAUAUCACAACUUUUUGUCCACUUUAUA
Messenger RNA from Scomber japonicus (chub mackerel), 4251 nucleotides. RefSeq names its product ATP-binding cassette, sub-family B (MDR/TAP), member 6a (gene abcb6a). Gene Ontology annotation, cellular component: membrane. Gene Ontology annotation, biological process: heme transport; transmembrane transport. Bases 250 to 2808 code for a protein of 852 amino acids. The record is from RefSeq and is a predicted model, not a curated record. The transcript is spliced from 20 exons. NCBI's taxonomy places the organism in Eukaryota, Metazoa, Chordata, Actinopteri, Scombriformes, Scombridae. Gene Ontology annotation, molecular function: heme binding; ATP hydrolysis activity; ABC-type heme transporter activity.